CUUUCCGGGACAAACGAAACGACCUCCAUUCAUCCUUCAUUCAUAUAAUUUAGAUAAAAAUACUAACUUCUAGUUUCAUUUUCAUCAUCAACAUAUAUUAAUAUAGCACAAAACCAUACUAAUAUCCACUGCAGUGUAAUUAUAUUAUAAAUUAACUUAUAAUUAUCUAAUUUUUAAUACAAAAUGGCAUUAAAAUCUUCACCGGUGGUGUUUGACUUAGUUACUCGUUUAACACGCCGUUGUUUCUCCACUUCUAAAGCUGUAUCAUCAAAACUUGUGACUGUACGUGAUGCCUUGAAUCAGGCCAUCGACGAGGAGAUGGAGCGUGAUGAGAAGGUGUUCGUCAUGGGUGAGGAAGUGGCACAAUACGACGGUGCUUACAAAGUUACUAGGGGCCUUUGGAAAAAAUAUGGCGACAAAAGAGUAAUAGAUACACCCAUCACUGAGGCAGGAUUCGCUGGUAUCGCUGUGGGAGCAGCGUUCGCAGGCCUCAAGCCCAUCUGUGAAUUUAUGACCUUCAAUUUCUCUAUGCAGGCGAUAGACCAUAUAAUAAACUCGGCUGCAAAGACAUUCUACAUGUCAGCAGGCACCGUACCGGUACCAAUAGUGUUCCGAGGACCCAACGGUGCAGCCGCCGGUGUGGCCGCCCAGCACUCGCAGUGCUUCGGUGCCUGGUUCAUGCACUGUCCUGGCUUGAAAGUAGUCAUGCCGUACUCCGCAGAGGAUGCUAAAGGUCUACUUAAAGCAGCCAUCAGAGAUCCAGACCCCGUGGUGGUGUUGGAGAAUGAAAUGCUGUACGGCGUGCCAUUCCCGAUGUCCGAUGAGGCACUCUCAAAAGACUUCGUAUUACCUAUAGGCAAGGCAAAGAUCGAGCGAGCCGGCGAUCACGUGACGGUGGUAUGUGCUGGUCGUACUACAGAAACUGCGUUGCAAGCCGCCAACGAACUCGCUGGUAAAGGCAUCGAGUGUGAAGUCAUCAACCUACGGUCCCUAAGGCCACUGGAUUUCGACACCAUUGCGGAAUCCGUCAGGAAGACCCACCACCUCAUCACCGUCGAGCAGGGCUGGCCCAAUUGCGGCGUGGGCGCGGAGAUCUGCGCGCGCGUGAUGGAGUCCGCGUCGUUCUUCGAGCUGGACGCGCCGGCGUGGCGCGUGACGGGCGCCGACGUGCCCAUGCCCUACGCCGCCGCGCUCGAGGCGCGCGCCCUGCCCGCGCCCCACCACGUGGUCGCGGCCGCAGCGGCAGUGCUCGGCAACAGAAUCAGUGAGGCGGUGAACUAGCAACUCAACAGCAUCUCUAGUGGUGCACCCAAGUGAAAGAGAUUGUACAUAAUUCCACUAUAUUUAUUUGUUGUUAUUUCUCUGAGGACUUGUUAUUAUCAUGUGAUAUUUAUAUAAGAAUAUGCGUGAGACUUGAUUUAUACAUUAUGUUAAAAUAAA
Messenger RNA from Achroia grisella, 1440 nucleotides. It is a transcript of the gene Pdhb, whose product is annotated as pyruvate dehydrogenase E1 component subunit beta, mitochondrial. NCBI's taxonomy places the organism in Eukaryota, Metazoa, Arthropoda, Insecta, Lepidoptera, Pyralidae. Bases 184 to 1281 code for a protein of 365 amino acids. Gene Ontology annotation, molecular function: pyruvate dehydrogenase (acetyl-transferring) activity. The record is from RefSeq and is a predicted model, not a curated record. Gene Ontology annotation, biological process: pyruvate decarboxylation to acetyl-CoA. The transcript is spliced from 8 exons.